AUGGACGUCGACACCGACCUUGGGCCCAAGCUCGCCUCCAUCGCUGAUAUCUCAAACCAGCGCGACCGCAUCGACUCGUACCUCUCUCUCCUUGAGACACUCCUCUCCCCACCAAAUGUAUCCGACCUAACGACCUUCGGGCUGCACUUUACGACGAGCACAAGUGUGCCCCUCGUUGUCGGGCGACGCGUCCUCGGCGCCUUCGUUGCGGCUCUCACAGCCGGACUGGGGCUGCAGGCCGAGGGAGACGACGAGGCCAAGUGGGUCUCGCUUGGGGCUGUGGUCGGUGACCGCGAGGACCGUAAGGCUAUCAUCGAGGGGGUGUUGGGGGAUAAUGCCGGAUGGUGCGAGGAACAGACUACCCGUCUGAGGCGGGCGCAGAGCACCAUCCUCCAGAACGAGGAGGAUUGGGCAGGUGCAGCUGAAGCGUUGAUUCGGAUUCCGCUCGAGGGAUCGUCGCGACUCGUCAGCGACGACGAGAAGCUCGGGAUCUACCUCCAGAUCGUGCGCCUUCUAUUGGAAGACGAGCGCAGCGAGCGCGCACAGCACUUCUUCAAUCGCGCCUCUCUCCUGAUUACGCCCGAGACGCCCAAGGAAUCGCAGCUCACCUUCCGUCUCUCUCAAGCCCGCCUGUUCGAUUACGGCGCACGCUUUACGGAGGCUGCGCGGGUGUAUCACGACGUAUCCCUCGAUCCGGCGGUCGACGAAGACGACCGCCUCAUGAUGCUCCAGCAGGCCGUUACUACUUCCAUCCUCGCUCCGGCUGGUCCACAGCGCCUCCGCCUUCUCGCCCAGCUGAACCGCGACGACCGCGUGUAUGCCGUCAUUCCUCCCCAUCUUGGCACUAUGCUCCGCAAGAUGCUGCUCGAGUAUAUUGUGCGGCCGGCCGAGGUCGCCGAGUUCGAGGCUGGGCUCAUGCCACACCAGAAGGCACAGGUUGAGGGUGGUGGGACGGUGCUGGAGCGCGCGGUGCGCGAGCACAAUGUCGGCGCUUGUGCCAAGGUCUACGACAACAUCAGCUUUGACGCGCUUGGCGACUUACUCGUCCUCGACGCUGCGGCCGCCGAGGGCGUUGCGCGGAAGAUGAUCGAGCAGGGGCGUCUGCGAGCGUGGAUCGACCAGCCGCUCUCGCUACUGUAUUUCGAGAGCCGGCACGAGGACAAGGACGGGCAGGUAGCCGGAACCGCUGGUGGACUUGGCGUCGAGCGCGAGGAGACGCCUGUCCAGCCCGUGGCUUGGACCGAACGCUGGGACGCUCGCAUCCGCCACACGAGCAUGCAAGUCGAGAGCCUCGCGGCCACGAUACAGGCGCGCGGCCUCGUGCAGUAG
Cutaneotrichosporon cavernicola is the source of this 1329-nucleotide messenger RNA. RefSeq lists its product as uncharacterized. The record is from RefSeq and is a predicted model, not a curated record. Gene Ontology annotation, cellular component: COP9 signalosome; cytosol. Bases 1 to 1329 code for a protein of 442 amino acids. NCBI's taxonomy places the organism in Eukaryota, Fungi, Basidiomycota, Tremellomycetes, Trichosporonales, Trichosporonaceae. The transcript is spliced from 5 exons.